Xiphias gladius (swordfish) is the source of this 2682-nucleotide messenger RNA. Its product is annotated as protein snail homolog Sna-like. Gene Ontology annotation, biological process: regulation of DNA-templated transcription. Gene Ontology annotation, molecular function: DNA-binding transcription factor activity, RNA polymerase II-specific; RNA polymerase II cis-regulatory region sequence-specific DNA binding. The transcript has 3 exons. The record is from RefSeq and is a predicted model, not a curated record. Bases 133 to 1023 code for a protein of 296 amino acids. NCBI's taxonomy places the organism in Eukaryota, Metazoa, Chordata, Actinopteri, Istiophoriformes, Xiphiidae.
CAAGGCCGCGGGCGAGCAGGGCGCAGAGCCACCGCACGGCUCCCCGCACACCGCCGGCGACAGCUGCUUCCGUUAACCGGCGGCUGUGGACCACCGUCGCUCCACAUCGACUCCGGUGAAGAGGGCGACAACAUGCCGCGCUCUUUCUUGGUGAAGACACAUCAGAGCAGUAAGAAACUAGGCUACGGGGGACUGAAGACACAGACUGAGGAGACCCCCUGUAGCACCCAUGAAGACUCUCUGCUCUACAGUGACAUCCUCCCUCACCAUCAGCGCCUAGCCUCGAGCCCACAGCUACAGCAUAGAGCCCAGUCUCUCUCCUACCCCUCCUCCUCCUGUGCUCUUACUCUCAGGGCAGCCCAACUGCAUCUUCCAUCCUCUCCAAAUACCUCCCCUCUCUCCUUUUUAGGCCCCUCUUCGGAGGCUUACAGUAGAAGCUCUGCAGAAGCAUAUAAACCAGAAGAAUCCUGUACCAAAGUGAACUUGGAAAUCCAGUGUGUCACAGGAGACCACAGGAGUAGAAAGAGCCUCCUCCCUCCAUCCCUCCCUCUUUUGGCCCUCUUUCCAGCCGUCCCUCCAGGCAGCAGUAGCCAGGAGAGCUUUGAGUGUUUGGACUGUCAUAAAGAGCACUUGAACUUCUCAGGCCUGGCCAAACACAAGCAGCUCCAGAGUGAGUGGAGCAGUAAGAAGUACUUUAGCUGUAAGUACUGUGAGAAGGAGUACGUCAGCCUCGGAGCACUAAAGAUGCACAUCAGGACACACACACUACCUUGUGUGUGUAAACUCUGUGGCAAGGCCUUCUCCAGACCCUGGCUGCUUCAGGGACAUAUACGCACACACACAGGAGAGAAACCGUUCUCGUGCCUCCACUGCAGCCGAGCUUUUGCUGACCGAUCUAACCUGCGAGCUCACCUCCAAACCCACUCUGAAGUGAAAAAGUACCAGUGUGCAAGCUGCUUCAAGACCUUCUCUAGGAUCUCACUGUUAGCCAAGCACCAAGAGGCAGGCUGCCCUGUGUCCUGACAGCCUGUAAACUCCAUCCUGCUCCAAAAUACACUUCUGUAGAGCCUCACUGCUGGCUAAACAACAGUGUCUUUGGGAUGGUCUCCAAAGACCCUCUAGUAUCUUUGCAUAAUUUGGUGUGUGCAUCACAAAACCCCAUGCCUGAACAUAGGGGGAAAAAGCUGUCAUGUGACUGCCCGUUUUUUUCUUCAUCAAAACAGUUAUUUUCCAGAAGCACCUUGACAAAAUUGUGUAUUAGCAUCUGUAAUUUCCUGUUGGAAACCAUUUGCUUAGUUAUCCAAGUGUAUAUGUCUACAAAAUGUUUACAAUGUUGGACAGAUUGAGAAAACCACAACUGAGUCAACAUCAAUUUAAUGGCCACAAAUGUAUGUUGAUGUUCAUGUUGCUCCUAGGGCCUGAUAGCAGUGAUGUUAGAACUGACUGACUUGCACUAGUAGGUCACAGUUUGGCCAAGUGCCCACUACAUUGUUUCUGUCAUUAUGGAGUCUUGUGGCUCCCUGUGGACACUGUGAUGGCAUCUUUGUACCAUGCUCCUGACUUCAUCUGAGACACCCUGGUUAUCAAACAUCCUGGAUGUUUUGAGAUAGAAUUGCAAUUCUGUGUCCCGUUGUUGAUAUAUCCAGUAUAGGUUUUGAUUUAUAGUUAGGUAAUGGAUUUCAGUUGUUGGUGUCACCACCACAGUAGUAAUACUAAAGUGUUAUCAGGCCAUAUCGUGGUUUAAACAUCAGUAAUUGCUGAUAUUCAUCUAGUCACUGUGAUAGAGAAUGGUGAUUACAGUGCAGAUGUCUUUGUUAGAUGUGUGUUUCUGAAAGAGUCUUUCUUCAACUUGCUUCGUGUUGUCCCCACUCAGCAAUCUCUCAUUAGAAACUUGGAGGAGAAAAUAGCUGUUGCACUUCAAGUCCCCUCAUUGUAUCUCUCUGUAGGUUAGUGAGGAGGUGCACAUUAUGUACAGAACAGUCUAUGACAUACUGCUGGUGUUUGCACAGGCCCCACUGCUGUGCCGUAACAGAACUAUAAAUCUAGCUUUAGUCAGCAGUCUUGUAAGGUGAGCAGUCAAAUGAGCAACAAAACAUCUAGUGGGCACCUGGUCCUGCCCAGACGGCAGCAUUGGUUGUGUUCAUAGUCUUUAUGGUAAGGCUUUUUUUCUGUCUAGAGAGAGGCAUGCAUAGAACUAUGAGCAAAACGGAGACAAAUUAACAUGCUGUCACUCAGGGUAGUCACAGGGAUUACUGAGCUGAGGAGUAAAAGGCACCCUAACAAACAGCUGAAGCAAUGUUUGUAUUGCCUUAAAGACCCACCUUGCAACAGGUAAUCUUAGGAAGACCUGGGUAUCAAAGUCAAAUGAGAUAAACCCAAAGAUACAAAUAGUUUAAAAAAAAACUGAAUAAACACCAAAUUUGAGUGGUGGGUAUGUUACAAUUAAUCAACUGGAAUAGCAAGUAACAAACUGAGUACUCAGUUACAUGAAGUUGGCAUUGUAUCACAUCAAGAUUGUGCUGGAUAUAAAGGUGUUUUUUUUUUCUGUUUAAAAUUGCAUUUUGUUUGAAAUUAUUUUAAACUUAGUGAAUAAAACUUAAGAAGUAAUAGCAAAAUUUUAAGUUCUGUUAAACACUGCAUUGUUAUGUAUAUUUUUGUAUUAAAAAUGCUUUGACUUAAUAA